CCACGGGGCCAUGCCGGUCAUGAAGGGGUUGCUGGCCCCGCAAAACACCUUCCUGGACACCAUCGCCACCCGUUUUGACGGAACGCACAGCAACUUCCUGCUAGCCAACGCACAGGGCCCACGGGGCUUUCCCAUCGUCUACUGCUCAGACGGCUUCUGCGAGCUCACAGGCUACGGUCGCACCGAAGUCAUGCAGAAGACCUGCAGCUGCCGUUUCCUCUAUGGCCCAGAGACCAGUGAGCCAGCCCUGCAGCGUCUGCACAAAGCCCUGGAGGGCCACCAGGAGCACCGCGCUGAAAUCUGUUUCUACCGCAAGGAUGGCUCGGCCUUUUGGUGCCUCCUGGACAUGAUGCCCAUCAAGAAUGAGAUGGGGGAGGUCGUGCUGUUCCUCUUUUCCUUCAAGGAUAUCACUCAGAGUGGAAGCCCAGGACUUGGCCCCCAAGGAGGCCGCAGGGACAGUAAUCAUGAAAACUCCCUUGGUAGAAGGGGAGCCACCUGGAAAUUUCGGUCUGCCAGAAGACGGAGCCGUACUGUCCUACACCGACUGACCAGCCACUUUGGCCGCCGGGGCCAGGGAGGCAUGAAGGCCAAUAAUAACGUGUUUGAGCCAAAGCCAUCAGUGCCCGAGUACAAGGUGGCCUCCGUGGGGGGGUCUCGCUGCCUCCUCCUCCACUACAGCGUCCCCAAGGCCAUCUGGGACGGCCUUAUCCUCCUUGCUACCUUCUACGUUGCGGUCACCGUCCCCUACAACGUCUGUUUCUCGGGUGACGAUGACACCCCCAUCACUUCGCGACACACCCUUGUCAGCGACAUCGCCGUGGAGAUGCUCUUCAUCCUGGAUAUCAUCCUGAACUUCCGCACCACCUAUGUGUCCCAGUCCGGCCAGGUAAUCUCUGCUCCUCGUUCCAUUGGCCUCCACUACCUGGCCACCUGGUUCUUCGUCGACCUUAUUGCUGCUCUGCCCUUUGACCUGCUUUACGUCUUCAACAUCACCGUGACCUCGCUGGUGCACCUGCUGAAGACAGUGCGGCUGCUGCGGCUGCUGCGGCUGCUGCAGAAGCUGGAGCGGUACUCUCAGUGCAGUGCUGUGGUGCUCACGCUGCUCAUGUCGGUCUUUGCGCUCCUUGCCCACUGGAUGGCCUGCAUCUGGUAUGUCAUCGGGCGCCGGGAGAUGGAGGCCAAUGACCCGCUGCUCUGGGACAUUGGCUGGUUGCACGAGCUGGGCAAGCGUCUGGAGGUGCCCUACGUCAAUGGCUCAGUGGGCGGCCCAUCGCGGCGCAGCGCCUACAUUGCGGCACUGUACUUCACUCUAAGCAGCCUUACCAGCGUAGGCUUUGGCAACGUGUGUGCCAACACCGACGCCGAGAAGAUCUUCUCCAUCUGCACGAUGCUCAUAGGCGCCCUGAUGCACGCUGUGGUGUUCGGGAACGUGACAGCCAUCAUCCAGCGCAUGUACUCGCGCCGCUCGCUCUACCACAGCCGCAUGAAGGACCUCAAAGACUUCAUCAGUGUGCACCGCCUGCCGCGGCCGCUCAAGCAGCGCAUGCUCGAAUACUUCCAGACCACGUGGGCCGUCAACAGCGGCAUCGACGCCAACGAGUUACUGCGUGACUUCCCAGACGAGCUGAGAGCUGACAUUGCUAUGCACCUGAAUCGGGAGAUCUUGCAGCUGCCGCUGUUCGGGGCAGCCAGCAGGGGCUGCCUGCGGGCCCUAUCACUGCACAUCAAGACCUCCUUCUGCGCUCCGGGCGAGUACCUGUUGCGCCGUGGGGAUGCCCUGCAGGCACACUACUAUGUCUGCUCCGGCUCACUUGAGGUGCUCCGAGACAACAUGGUGCUGGCCAUCCUGGGGAAGGGGGACCUCAUUGGAGCAGAUAUCCCUGAGCCGGGGCAGGAGGCUGGGUUGGGAGCAGACCCAAGCUUCGUGCUGAAGACCAGUGCUGAUGUGAAAGCUCUGACCUACUGUGGCCUGCAGCAGCUGAGCAGCCAAGGGCUGGCUGAGGUCCUGAGGCUCUAUCCUGAGUAUGGGGCGGCCUUCCGGGCUGGCCUGCCCCGGGACCUCACCUUCAACCUGCGCCAGGGCUCUGACACCAGUGGCCUCAGCCGCUUUUCCCGAUCCCCUCGCCUCUCCCAGCCCCGCUCAGAAAGCCUCGGCUCCUCCUCAGACAAGACGCUGCCAUCCAUCACAGAGGCCGAGAGUGGCGCGGAGCCUGGGGCUGGUCCCAGGCCCCGACGGCCCCUCCUGCUGCCCAACCUCAGUCCAGCACGGCCUCGGGGCUCCCUGGUCAGCCUUUUGGGCGAGGAGCUGCCCCCAUUCUCAGCCCUUGUCUCCUCUCCUUCCUUAUCCCCGUCCCUGUCCCCUGCCCUGGCUGGCCAGGGCCACAGCGCCUCCCCUCACAGCCCCCCCAGGUGCUCUGCUGCCUGGAAGCCCCCUCAGCUUCUCAUUCCCCCACUGGGAACCUUUGGACCUCCGGACCUCAGUCCCCGGAUAGUGGAUGGCAUUGAGGACUCUGGCAGCACAGCUGAGGCCCCUUCAUUCCGGUUCAGCAGGAGGCCUGAGCCGCCAAGGCCCCGCUCCCAGGUGCCCCCUACAGGGACCAGGCCCAGCCCAGAAUUGGCCAGUGAGGCUGAGGAGGUGAAGGAAAAGGUUUGCCGGCUGAACCAGGAGAUCUCUCGUCUCAAUCAGGAGGUGUCUCAGCUUAGCCGGGAGCUGCGGCACAUCAUGGCCCUGCUGCAGGCCAGGCUGGGUCCGCCAGGCCACCCAGCAGGCUCCGCUUGGACCCCAGACCCUCCUUGUCCACAGCUGAGGCCACCAUGCCUCUCUCCUUGUGCGUCCAGACCAUCACCCAGCCUCCAGGAUACUACGCUUGCUGAAGUUCACUGCCCAGCCAGUGUGGGGACCAUGGAGACAGGGACUGCGCCCCUGGACUUGAGACCUUCCAUAUUGCCCCCCUACCCCUCAGAGCCUGACCCUCUGGGACCCUCUCCAGUGCCAGAGGCUUCACCCCCAACCCCAAGCCUCAUGAGGCACAGUUUCCAGUCCAGGUCAGACACGUUCCACUGA
Molecule: messenger RNA, 3064 nt
Organism: Rhinopithecus roxellana (golden snub-nosed monkey)
Lineage: Eukaryota; Metazoa; Chordata; Mammalia; Primates; Cercopithecidae
Gene: KCNH4
Product: potassium voltage-gated channel subfamily H member 4
Exons: 16
Coding region: 11-3064 (1017 amino acids)
Biological process (GO): potassium ion transmembrane transport; regulation of membrane potential
Cellular component (GO): membrane
Molecular function (GO): voltage-gated potassium channel activity
Source: RefSeq, a predicted model, not a curated record